Molecule: messenger RNA, 1155 nt
Organism: Fomitiporia mediterranea MF3/22
Lineage: Eukaryota; Fungi; Basidiomycota; Agaricomycetes; Hymenochaetales; Hymenochaetaceae
Product: Aldo/keto reductase
Exons: 13
Coding region: 19-1041 (340 amino acids)
Source: RefSeq, a predicted model, not a curated record
CAUCCUCACUUGUUCGAAAUGUCUGCAGAACAGAAGAGUGCACUGAACAUUGUCAUGGGAGCGAUGACAUUUGGGGAGUCCGGAAAAGACGGGACUCGUAUUAAUGACCUGAAGGACGUCGAGGCUAUAUUGGACGUCUUCCAGAAACACGGCCACUAUGAGGUUGACACUGCUCGAAUGUAUGGCAGUGGAACAAGUGAGGAGUACCUCGGCAAGCUAAACUGGCAGAAGCGCGGACUCAAGAUGGAUACGAAGUACUUCCCAUUAGCAUCCUUCACAGAAUUUAAGCGAGACGGACUAGAACUCACUUCACACAAACCUGAGGACCUUCGGAAGUAUCUCCAGAUAUCCCUCAAGGCACUGAAUACCGACAAGAUCGACAUGUGGUACCUUCAUGCACCGGACAGAACGACUCCCUAUGAAGUGACCUUGAAAGCUGUGGAUGAGCUGUACAGAGAAGGUUAUUUUAAACGCUUCGGGAUCAGUAACUAUACGUCUUGGGAAGUCGCCGAAAUUGUGACCAUAUGCAGGGAAAGGGGGUAUAUUCAGCCGGCUGUCUACCAAGGCGUGUAUAAUGCGCUUCAUCGUGGUGUCGAGCUCGAAUUGUUCCCUUGCUUGAGAAAGUUUGGUAUAAGCUUCUAUGCGUACAGCCCUCUUGGCGGAGGAUUCUUCACGGGACGCUAUAUGAAGGCCAGUGACGAAGUUGAGGCUGGAGCACGGUUUGAUCCUAACAGGAUGCAAGGACAAGGUUUCAGGCACAGGUUCUGGAACGAACCAUACUUUAAAGCACUUGAAAUCAUCAAGAACGCGUCUGGUAAGGCGGGAUUGACUAUGGCCGAAGUCGCACUUCGCUGGUUAUCACACCAUAGUCUUAUGAAGAAGGAGAAUGGAGAUGCCAUUUUGAUUGGAGCUUCGAGUCUCAAGCAUAUUGAACAGAAUCUCGUUGACCUUGAGAAGGGGCCCCUUUCUGAUGAGGUGGUCAAGGCACUUGAUGAAGCUUGGACGCUUGUCAAGCCAUAUGCAGCGAAUUACUUCCUCUAACCAACCUUGUUGAUUGUACUCAAUAAAAAUGAAAAGAGUUUGUAUAGGAAACGAAACAUGAGGACUGUGAUAGUAAUAACUCAGAUUAUGUAUUCAUUCAAGGCAUUGCUAAAU